Hydra vulgaris (swiftwater hydra) is the source of this 1341-nucleotide messenger RNA. RefSeq names its product alpha-1B adrenergic receptor. Gene Ontology annotation, biological process: cellular response to light stimulus; G protein-coupled receptor signaling pathway; phototransduction. Gene Ontology annotation, molecular function: G protein-coupled photoreceptor activity. Gene Ontology annotation, cellular component: plasma membrane. NCBI's taxonomy places the organism in Eukaryota, Metazoa, Cnidaria, Hydrozoa, Anthoathecata, Hydridae. The record is from RefSeq and is a predicted model, not a curated record.
ACACAAAAAAUAAUUUAUUAAAAAUCAAGCAACUAAAUGUAAAAAGACAAAUAGCAACAGCGAAUGAUGCGUUCUAAAGAUAUUACUAAAAUUACAUCCGUACAUUAUUCCAUAUGUAUAUUCCUUGGUAUAAUUAUUAAUUCGUUUGUCAUUAUUAUUAUUUUGAAAAAUAAAAAAUUGCAAACUACAACAAACUUCUUCAUUUUUAAUUUGGCAAUAGCUGAUCUUUUAUUUACUGUGUUUGGCAUAUCAGCAAUUUUUUAUAAAGGUUUUGCAAAAACAUUGUCGAAAGAAAACUCUAUUUGUGUGGUUAUAGGUUUUUUUACAUUACUUUUCUUAACAACAUCAAUAUGGACUCUUGUUAUGAUAAGCAUCAACAGAUACUUAAAUGUUGCAAAAGCCAACAUUAUAAAAACACUUUACACAAGAAAAAAAACUGUUUUAAUUAUUGGGAGCGUUUGGAUAUUUUCUGUAAUUAUUUCAGCUCCACCUUUGAUUGGCUGGAGCGAAUUUAAAUCAACUUCCAGUUUUUGUACCAUUAAUGGCAAAAAAAAUAUAUCGUACACAGUUUUUCUUGGUUUAUUAGUUUAUAUAAUACCAAUGGUUUUUUUGGCAAGUUUGUACAUGCGCAUUUUUUUUUUGUUAAACAAAGUCGAAAAAAAGAAACUGAGAAGAAGUAUAAACUCCAUAAAAAUAGCUGACACUGCGAACAAAAUAAAGAAUUCAGAUGAAGCUCCUGUUGAACUGAUCAAUUACCAAGAUAUAAAAAAAUCAUUAAGCAUAAGUGAUAAAAAAGUGCUAAAUUAUUACAAUAAAUAUAAGAAUAAAGAUUCGACAGAAAAGGAUAACGAGAAAGUCUUCACUGUAAACUAUUUGGGUAUACCAAGGUUGAAUAUUAAAGAUAAUCAACAAAUAUUUGCUAUAAAAAACCAUUUUAAAGAAGUUCGAAUUACAAAAAGGCUAAUGGUACUUGUCCUAGGCUUUUUUUUCUGUUGGACUCCUAUCUUUGUAGGAGCAAUAUUAUAUUCUUUUAACGUUGACCUCAAGAAACCUUACCUAACAACGGUUGGAGCGAUGUGGGUUUGUUUAAGUACCACUUUAAACCCUUUAAUAUAUUCUGCUAUGAACACUAGCUUUCGGAAAUAUUUUGGUCAAAUUUGGAAAAAUAUGGUCAAACCCAUAAAGUGUUGGUAAUAUAAAAUAUAAAGUUAAAAACCAGUUUUAAUAUAUAAUAAAAACAAUAAUAAAAUUGUAUAUAAUUAAAAUUUUGGUUUUUAUGUUUUAAUAUUGUAAUAACGUAUUUUCCAACUAACUUAAUUGUUGUUGUUGUUGAAUUUUAAA